Sclerotinia trifoliorum is the source of this 3459-nucleotide messenger RNA. Lineage: Eukaryota; Fungi; Ascomycota; Leotiomycetes; Helotiales; Sclerotiniaceae. The record is from the annotation of a GenBank genome assembly.
GAGUAAAUAAAACAGAUACUUUCUUUUUUGAAGCUAUUCAUAGCUACCCCUCACAACUACAAACACACAAUUCAACGAAGCUCACUAUCGACUGGCGAUACAUGCAACUGCGAAUCCAAUACCAGACUGGUCGAAUAUACCUUGAAGAACUGUCUCCGGUCAUGACAUAAUGCCUCGAAAAUCAUGCACUUCUCCAUUCGCAGAUGCGCACUACCUCGAGAGAGAUUAAUUCGACCUUUAUUUUAUUGCAAUCGCAGUUACCUCGUCGCUGGCUUCCAAAAUGUCAAGCCGGUUUCAUUUACUCGAUACGCUUCUACCGCUUCUACUGAUAACUCUUAUCAAAUUUUAGAUUUGCCAUCUCUGGAUCAAAAAUGGCGGGCGAAAUGGAUGUCUGCAGAGAAGAAGAAGACCUCGGAAAAGGUUAAUGGACACGAUCAUGGCGAGAAGAUGUACAUACUGCCUAUGUUUCCAUAUCCAUCUGGAGAUCUUCAUUUGGGUCACUUUCGAGCAUACACAAUUUCCGAUGUACUCGCGCGAUUCCAUACAAUGAAAGGCUAUAACGUUGUUCAUCCAAUAGGUUGGGAUGCUUUUGGCUUGCCCGCCGAAAAUGCAGCAAUUGAACGUGGAAUAGACCCCGCCGUCUGGACAAAACAGAAUAUACAAAAGAUGAAGAACCAGCUAGUUACCUGGAACGGUCGCUGGGAUUGGGAUAGGGCAUGUCUACGAAAGUAAUUAUGAUUUCGUAGCUAAUAGGAAUUAGGAAAUUACAACUUGCGAUCCCAAUUUUUACAAACACACCCAGGAUAUAUUUCUUCUCCUCCAUGAACAUGGCCUGGCAUAUCAAGCAGAAUCUCUAGUGAAUUAUGAUCCUGUGGAUAAGACUGUUCUCGCAAAUGAACAAGUUGAUGCAAAUGGCUAUUCUUGGCGAUCUGGAGCUAAAGUAGAGAAGAGACUAUUAAAACAGUGGUUUCUACGAAUAUCUGAAUUUCGAGAUCAGUUGCUGGAAGAUAUUAAUCAUUUAGCCGAUGGGGGUAUGUGGCCCGAAAGAGUUCUAGCUAUGCAAAAGAAUUGGCUGGGGAAAUCACAAGGAGCUCGAAUUAAAUUUUCCGUAUCAGCAGGUAAUGAUAGUACUCAACAGUCGGUUGAAGUCUUCACAACCCGACCAGAUACUAUAUAUGGUGUUCAGUAUAUUGCUCUUGCAGCAUCACAUCCUAUCGUUCAAGAUCUUGCGAGAGAAGAUCCAAAACUGCGAGAAUUCUUGGAAACAAUAUCAGAUCUUCCACCUGACUCAAAGGUUGGCUACCUUCUUCCUUCUGUUCGUGCCAUAAAUCCCUUAUCAUCCCAAGAAUCUACACCAGAAGCCUCUAAGGCUCCUUUACCAAUUUAUGUGGCGCCAUAUGUGUUAGGUGAUUAUGGUGAUGGGGCAGUUAUGGGAGUGCCUGCGCAUGAUAGCCGAGAUUUUGCAUUCUGGAAGCACAACACUCAUGAUAUUCCACCCAGACAUGUUAUUGAACCUAUAGAAGCUGCUUCCAAAACUGUUCCCACAGAUCAGCCUUUUGUUCAUCCUGGCCGUCUUACAUCACAAAAUCCAAGAUCAUUUUCUGGACAGACAACAACUCAAGCAACGGAAGGUAUCAUAGAGCUACUCGCAAGUCAAGGUCUUGGAUCAGCUGCCGAGACAUGGCGUCUCAGAGAUUGGCUUAUCAGUCGACAAAGAUACUGGGGUACUCCUAUUCCAAUAAUUCAUUGUGAUAGUUGUGGUCCAGUUCCUGUUCCUAAAGAUCAGCUUCCAGUUGAGCUUCCUUUCGUUGAAGGCCACUGGCUGAAAGGUAAAGCUGGUAAUCCUCUUGGUGAUGCUCAAGACUGGCUUAACGUAUCAUGUCCCAAAUGUGGCGGAGAUGCUAAAAGAGAUACUGAUACCAUGGAUACCUUUGUUGAUUCUAGUUGGUAUUUUAUGAGGUUUGCUGAUCCCAAAAAUCCAACGAGACCAUUUUCUUCAGAAGCAGCCAAUGCAAUACUCCCUGUUGAUGUAUACAUUGGAGGGGUUGAACACGCUAUUUUACAUCUAUUGUAUGCUCGUUUCAUAUCGAAGUUUCUAUCCAAAGCCUUGGAGUGGCCUGGAGGGUCGAAUCAUAAUAUCCGUGGUGAGCCUUUCAAAAAGCUUUUAAGUCAGGGUAUGGUCCAUGGGAAGACUUAUUUGGAUCCUACCAAUGGUCGAUUUUUGAAGCCAGAUGAAGUGGAUCUCACCAUACCAUCGAAACCGAUUGUUAUUGCAACGGGAGAAGUGGCCAACAUCAGCUUUGAGAAGAUGUCAAAAUCGAAAUAUAACGGUGUCGACCCAGCGACAUGUAUGACAAAGUAUGGUGCUGAUGCUACAAGAGCCCAUAUGCUUUUCCAAGCACCAGUGACUGAGGUACUUGAAUGGGAUGAACAAAAAAUCUCUGGCAUUACCCGUUGGUUAAAACGCCUUCAUGAGUAUAUAUGUGCAGGUACAGGAUCGCCUCAGAAGAUAAAAGAUGGCAAUUUAUCCCCAAAAGAAUAUAUCCUUUCUGAAUUAGAUCUUUUAGAAAAAAGCAAAAACAAACUUCUUGGGAUGCCUUUUGAAUCGACCGCUAAAUCUAUCCAAGCCGAUUUCAAACUUUGGCGAGCCGUCCAAAAAACUAUCACAAGUAUCACGGAAGCUUACAGUAAAACGCAUUCACUCAAUACAAUCGUCUCCGAUUUAAUGAGUCUCACGAACCUCAUUAUCCAAACCACCGAGAAAAACAAGAUCGCCUAUGAUGAUCUGAGUAAAUUACCCAUCAACGAUAGCAGAUUCAAAUGUCAAAAAUUCAUAGAAUCAAACACCUUCACCAUCUCCCAAGCAGCAACCAAAUCCCUCCUUCAAAUGAUGGCACCCAUCACCCCCGCUUUCGCAGAAGAAUGCUGGUCCAUCCUAUCCAUUUCCCAAACACAAGAAAAAGAAAAAGAAACCACACAAUUUAAAUCCAUAUUCGAAACUUCCUUCCCGGAACCAGAUGACUCUCUUCGUUUCUUGGUUCAAUAUACUCAGAAAUGCGCAGUGCAGAUUAAUGGAAAAUUGAAAUUCGCAAUUGAGUUUUCUAUUCCGGGAAAGGAAUUGCAGGGUGAGGAAUUGGAGAGUUGGAUUGUGAAAAAGGUGUUGGGGUCUCAGGAGGGAUUGAGGAGAUUUGGAAGAGAGGAGGAAUUUUUGUAUGUGGCUGGGAAGAGGGUGCAGAGGAUUGUGGUGGUUGGGAGGGGGAAGACGGUUAAUUUUGUUGUUUAGGGGGUUUGGGGUUGGGGAUGAGAUGAGGAUGGAGAUGGAGAUGGGGAUGAGGUGACGAAGAGGGAAAUGAGGAAAUGAAUAGAAAUACCCCGCUCUGAUUUGAUGAUUCGAUGAUGAUAUUUGGAUAUACGAAUAUACAGAUGUUACGAUAUUAUCAUGAUAUGAUAUGAUAUGCU